AUGGAACUUGUGGGACGAGGGAGUUUUGCCGAGCUAGACAUGGACAAAGAAGCAUGGUGGACAGAUCAUCCAGCCUAUCAUCGCAUGUUAUCGAUUUCGGCCGCUUGUGAAUCUGCCACUACCAAUUUGAAUGACCGAGCUUCCUUGAGCAACGAAUUUCAAAUCAUUCGUGAUUUUGCCAUUGACAUUGCUGCCAACCGUCAAUGCGACCAGUUUUCCGUCAGUCAAGAGAAUACCAAACUGGUGUGCACGGUCGACUUUGGGAAUGCGGUCCAUGAUUUGCAAAACAUUUGCAGCAAUGUCUAUGGUGCCAUUUAUUCGCUAUCCAAUUAUACCUACCGGUGCGACAAAAACACCAACGAGGAUUUUUUGGUGUACAAUGAACUCAAUUGGCCCAUGUGCGUCGCCCCCGUGUGUGGUCAAACCGGAUGGCGGUCCUAUCAAGUGGCGGGGGCCGAACAAAUUGGAUCCUGGUUGCAAAAUCAAGGAUAUGCUGAUUCCACCUGCGAACGCUUGCGACUGUUACCCCAGUUUGCCACCCUGCCCGAAUCCAUUCCCACCACUUGCAGUGCGGAUACGGACCAAAUCAUGGCCACGGUGGACGCAGCCACUACGGGACUCGCAUCCCAUCGAUCCACCCAGGCAAUUUCGUGCACCAAUCAAGCCAAUGGGUUUCAAUGCAGCAUUGAUUUUUCGCUCUUUGAUCAUGGAUUUGAAGCACAAUGCGACGACAAUACCAGCAAUCGGGGAAUUUACAUUGAAAUUGAUUAUUCCCUGUCGUGUACCAAAUCUGGUUCGAGCCUCACCCUGCAAGUGACCAAUGAUCCCUUUUGUCCCUCCCAGGUUCUUUGUCAAGCGUCGGAAUACGGCACGGAAGCUGCCAAGGUUCGUCCUCCGAGCAUGAUUGCUCUCAUGGCAACGGAAGGGUAUGCGUGUACCUACAACAGUGACAUCGUCUUUGAAGAUUUCAAACGGUCGUUGACGCCCACCAAUUCGGCAGCACCCUCGGCCAGUGCGGCGCCUUCUUCGGUUCCAUCCGUGUCCACUCGACCGUCCCUUUCGUUCGCGCCCAGUGAUGUCCCGUCCUUGCAAGGGUGCAGUGGGGCCAGUGCGGACCUCAUGACCCAAAAUCAAGUCGUCCGACAAGCCAUGGAGAAUAUUCAAACGGAGCUGGACAGUCAACCUCAGACUUCGUAUUGUACCAACAACAAUGGUCAAGUCUUUUGCGAUUACGAUUAUAAUCCGAUUGACCAUACGCUCGAAAAAGAUUGUGCUGCAGAAGGUGGGACCUACUUGGAACAUACCUUUGAAAUUAUUUGCACCAAACCGGCAACGGGUGAAGAGACAGUCACCCAACAUAUCGAUCGGCCAUUCUGUUUGGAUCAGCGGUGCGAGUAUGUGGAAAUGAGUGAUUUCAUUCAGCAACACUACAAGAGUGACAUUCCCGAUGCCGAUACCCUCUGCAUUUCCUACGAGCUCCAAGAAUUGCUCGUGGGAGGCAGGUCCGACGUUGCUGCCAUUCCGGUCAGUGCGGGAUGCCAAUAUGAAGCCAAUCAAAUGUCGUCCACCACAGCCAUUUUGAAUGCCAAGGCAUUGAUCAAAUCGGAAUACGAAGAGUUUGGCAGUAAGGAGAUUCGUAACUACUGUCCUUCCAAACAACCGGGAUUCUUGGAGUGUGACUUUGAUUUCUCGUCGUCUAUUUUGGAUAUCACCAACAACUUGCGAAAUGAUUGCCCUGCCAAUGGAGGACAGUAUUUGACCAGCGCAUUUACAGUCGUGUGCCAAGAUCCAAUUGAUCAAGUUGAAGUCACCUUUAAUGUCCGCAAUGUUCCUGGAUGUGUCGGAUACUGUUGUGAACCCGGAGAAUCCAGGACGCUCAUGGAGGCCGAGCACACAUGGUUUACCGAUUACUACAUUAUUGAUCGAGGUUGGACUUGUGGCACCAUGGUAAUCAAUACCAUGUCGACACCUAAUUUCAAUGUCGAUUCAGCCUGUGUGACACCUGCUCCUGGUGUGAUACCAACCAUGGCACCCGUCGUGAAUCAAGGUGGCGACGAUGGCGACUGUACUGAUCAUCCCGUUUGGGGUUGCUACAAAGGAUUGGUCCACCCCUUGUUCGAUGGUGUCUUUACUCCUCAAACAGUCCCCACCUUUGCUCCCACUCCUACGGCUUUGCACUUUGAUAAUUUUGUGAAUCCGUCACCCGGCUCGGAGCCUUCUGGAAAUUCCAAUCCCACCGACACGGCCAGUACCGACGAAGGUGGUCUCGGUGGCGGGGCAAUUGCUGGUAUCAUCAUUGCUGUGCUUCUACUCCUGUGUGCUAUGUGCUAUUUGCUCUUCCGUGCGGUUCGCCAGCGACAAGACAAGGAGGAAGAUUAUGAUAAGGAAGGUGACCAAUCCGAGCUUGACUUUAACGAUCCAGAAAAUCAAGACCCCCGCCAACCGGUCUUUGGUGAUGAAGAAUCUUACCCGGACCCUGAUCACGAUGAAAGUACCACCGACCCCCAUGGUGAUGACCAAUCGUACGACACUCGCGAUUGGGAGGCCGACGAGAGCCAAGGGUUCUCCGAUGACAAUGAUGCUAGUACUAGCGAGUACACUGAAGGAAACGAUGAUUCUCCAGACUCGAGAUUCUCGAUUGAUGAAGAUGACGAUGGUGAUGACCAUGAGGAUGACUCGUCUUAUGAAGACGAUGAUGAUAGGACAGAUGACUAUACCGAAGACAGCAAUCGUCGGUACACAUAA
Molecule: messenger RNA, 2745 nt
Organism: Cylindrotheca closterium
Lineage: Eukaryota; Bacillariophyta; Bacillariophyceae; Bacillariales; Bacillariaceae
Source: the annotation of a GenBank genome assembly